Molecule: messenger RNA, 1600 nt
Organism: Symsagittifera roscoffensis
Lineage: Eukaryota; Metazoa; Xenacoelomorpha; Acoela; Convolutidae
Product: PRKCA-binding protein-like
Exons: 8
Coding region: 20-1516 (498 amino acids)
Biological process (GO): intracellular protein transport; receptor clustering; dendritic spine maintenance
Cellular component (GO): postsynaptic early endosome; synaptic vesicle; neuron projection
Molecular function (GO): phospholipid binding; protein domain specific binding; protein kinase C binding
Source: RefSeq, a predicted model, not a curated record
UUAACUUUAACUGACUCAAAUGGACUUUGACUGGACGGAGGAGGAUAGACUGGGAAUGAGUCUGCAGCCUGGCUCCGUUUCCAUUGAGAAGGACAGUCAGAACCUCCUCGGCAUCAGCAUAGGGGGAGGGGCACCACUAUGUCCAUGUUUAUACAUUGUACAGGUGUUCGACAACACUCCAGCGGCCAAAAGUGGAGUGCUGGAAGCAGGGGAUGAGUUGAUGGCUGUCAACUCCACUUCUGUCAAAGGGAAGACCAAAGUGGAAGUGGCCAGAAUGAUCCAGAAUGUGAGGAAUGAAGUGACCAUCGGAUACAACAAACUGUCCUGCGAAGCCAGUCAAGGUAAGUCGUUCGACAUAGUGCUGAAGAAGAUGAAGCACAAGAUGGUGGAGAACAUGAGCUCAUCCACUGCAGAUGCUCUGGGACUCAGCAGGGCCAUACUAUGCAAUGAUGGACUCAUUAAGAAGAUGCAGGAGAUGGAGAAGAUAGCGGCCAUAUACAGAGGAAUGAUGAACAACACUCGUGGUCUGUUGUGGGGGUAUUUGAGGAUGGCCCAGGCUCACCGACUGAUGGGGGAGGUGUUCUCCCAGGUGGGGGCCAAGGAGCCCCAGUUCAGUGCCAGUGAGGGAUUCCGCAAGUACGGAGAAGCACACAGAAGCAUGGAGAAGUUUGGGGUGAAGUUGGUGCGAACAGUGAAGCCAAUGGUGAGUGACCUUGACACGUAUCUGAACAAGGCCAUCCCAGACACCAAACACACCAUCAGGAAGUACGCUGACGUCAAGUUCGAAUAUCUCUCCUUCUGCCUCAAGGUUAAAGAGCUAGAUGACGAAGAAUACAGUUACGCCUCCUUAAACGAGCCCCUCUACAGAGUGGAGACAGGAAACUACGAGUACAGACUAGUGCUCAGAUGCAGACAGGAGGCACGCGCCCGCUUCGCCCGCUUGAGGGCGGACGUGUUGGAGAAGAUCGAAUUAUUAGACAAUAAGCAUGUUCAAGAUAUAGUGUACCAGCUGCAGAGAUUUGUGGCUGCCAUGUCUAGGUACAACAACGAUUGCAGAGACCAAAUGGUGGCCAAUGCAGUAUUUCCAAUUGAGGUUGAUGUAAUGAGGAGUACUCUUACCUGUUCUAAAAAGUGGGACUUCUCUGAAGACGGAGAUGGAGAGGGAGACCACGAGAACAUUCUAGAAGACGACUACCCAGAAGAGACUGAAGUGAAUGCGAAGAACAUAAUGGAGAAUGACACCUCUGCUGGACUCCCGACCACUGGCUGCGAUACGUUUCUACUCGAUCAAUUAGCCGAUUUCACUUCACAGCCGCAAAGCUCUUCUCUAGGCCAAAUGAGCAACCAAGAUAUGUUCGGAGAUGUGAACCUGUUUGAUUUUGACCAAACUUUGAACCCAAACUCAAUGGGUCAGGCCAACCCAAACCCAAAUUCGAUUUUGCCAACUAGCCACAGACCAGGAAACAGUUCAAAUGGAAUUGAACAAAAAUUAGAAAACAUAAAUCUAUUAGACUGAAAAACUGAGCUUAUUUGCGAACAAAACCCUUUUUGUGAGAUAUUUAUGAAAACUAUAUGCGAGUUAUGUUUGGUUAUUUGGUUA